AAACUUUACACGACAUCAGAGGAGGAAGGCAGGGCCAGGCCUUCCCUCUGCUGCUAAACUCACACCGUCAGCCUUCCUCUCCCUGAGUUUGGACCACCCUCUACUGUUCUCGUGGUGAACGGGGUUUUGCUUGUGCCAUAGCUGCAGGCAGGCCUUCAUUUUCAAUGAGAGCUGAGGCAGAGGGAGACUGAGACUGAAAGGAGGAGAAUGGAGAGCAUGAACCUGUGGAGGAAACACAACUGAGACAUCAAGCUGGGUCUUACCUGCAUCUCCUGGACUGUAGACUGAACUCACUAACUCAGGUAAAAAAAACUUACAUUUGUACAUUUUUAGUGUCAUGAAAAGGAUAAAACUGUUAAAAUGUUUUGAAUCAUCACUGAGUGGAAAAUGGGAAUUAAUUAAUUGAGUAAAGAAAGAAGAGUACAAAGAGGCCAGUUGUGAAGAAGUCGGGUACUUUUGACUUCCACUUGUCCUUAAAAGAACUAUGGAAACACAGUAAAAGGCUGAAACUAAAUCAUCCACAUUUCACAGAUACAUCUGGUGUAAAACCUAUGUUCAUACCCCGUAAAAAGUAGGUCAUGAUUCAUGUUGUCUCCUCAGCAGACAGAACUAAUCAGUGGCACCAUCAGAAUAACUUGUGGGCUAAUUGGCGUCCUCCUGAAAUCUACUGGCCCCAAGCAAAAGCCACAACAAAGUUAGACAAUGAAGUCUCUGAUUUCACUUAUAUUGUAGUAGUUUGUUUAAAAAGAGUUGGAGGGGAAAUGAAAGAAAAAAAGAGUAUUCCCUGUGAUGGGCUUUUGGGGGAUUUUGAAGUCAAAGAAAAGCUUCUAAUUGGGGAUAUACUAACAGACAGUGAGUCCUCAAUGGGACCACUUAGAGUCAGUGGGAUGACUGGCAGUGUCAUCCUGUUCCAUACGAUUGGGAAAACCUGCCGCCACAAAGUUUGACCUGUCUGGUAGUGAAGACUAAAUUAAUCUAGAUGGAGUGGCUGGAUCUGGUCAGGUUUGGCUGUGAGAGAGGAGAAGAGGAAAAUACUCUUUUUUGUGUGUCAAGAAAAAAAACACGGCUGCUGUGGUUGACUUGAUGAAGUCCAGCCGGGUGUGAACGACAGAGAGGAACCUGGCGGUAAGAACUGCCGAUGAGAUUCACAGCCCUGGCUGAGGAGCCUCUGUGUAAACACUGUCACUCCUGUCAGACCGGGGCCUGAGAGAUUCAUAUUGUGUGGUUGGAGACGUGCAGAGGAGCCAAAUCACUGAGAAGGAGGUAUUGAAGGGGGAUGACCUGUGAUUAAGGAAAGACAGGGAAAAGUCCUUUCUUGGUAAUAAUAACAGACUGACAGUGCCAAGGUGUUUCUGAGUUCUGACACAUGGUCCAUUUUCCUUCAAGUGCCUUUCCCACUGCCCUCAGAGGGUAUAUAAUCUGUAACAAAACAAACUGCUGAAGCUAAAAAUACAGGCUUCAAGGGAUUUUUGUGUGCUGCUGAACACUCAAGCCAGUUAUUAAACACUCAAGUUGGCUCUGACACUUUCUUUGUGUCAUUUUUCUUUGGAAAUACAUGGAAAAAAACUUUUGAUCCCUUUACACAAGCUUCUUUUGACUUUGACAAUGAUAAAAGGAUCCUAUUCUGCUUCAGCAGCAGAUUGAGUUUAGGUAAUGCUCUGGGAUCUGUCCCAUUAAGUGUGGUCAGGGCUCUACAGUGCAACCAAACAUCAAGAAGAGACCACAGGAAUGACUCAAAGCCUCUGCUGUCUCUCUCUUGGACUCAUUUAUCUUUGCUGCUAUGGCGUCUGUUAAAAUCCUCUGCAGAUUUGUUUUGAUGAGCUUCGAUGCGCAGUGGAUCAUAUUGGGUGCCUGUCAAACGUGUUAGAUGAAGGUUGCUCAGCUUCUCUGGCCACAUUCACCAGACUGCCUUCUGGUUGGAUUUGGCCCUACUGCCAAAAACCUCCUCGAGCUGGCCCCCGAUUAGCUCCAUUUUGGGAUCCAAGCCUGGCUACUGAAUGCGCAUGGAGGGACCUUCAUUUGGCAUGCAUUUUUGAACGUCACCCCCCUCCUGUUCCACUCCUUGUGCUGUCAAAACUAAUAUGAUCAAAUGGCAAGCGUCCCUUCCAAAAAUAGACUACAGAAAACAUUACUCAUAAAUCAGGGAUUCCUGGUUCCCCCUGCUGAGCCCCAAACACUUCAUCUCUUUUGCACCUUCAUGAAAUCUAAUCUCUCUGCCUGUACCAGCCAGGCAGAAAUGUCACAAGCUAAAAUGAGUCAUGAGCACCCAGAAUUACCUCUGGCUGACUUCUAUUAUUUUGCUCAUGAUUGAAACAUACAGUUUUACACCUCAUAAAUCAUCCAUAAAUCAUAUACCCAGCAUCAAUUUUUUUUGUGCAGGGCCAAACUGCAUCAAAAGUUGACGCUCUACCAAAAAUAGUACAUCUGCACUCUACUGUUUUCUUUCUCAGAAGUCGAACAUUUAUCAAAAUAAGCAAAAACUUUGUAAAAGUGGGAACAAAACCUUCACAGGCAGAAAACACCAGCAGAACCGAACACAUUGAUGGACACCAAUCUGCUGCAAACACACAGGAGAGACUGGCAGAUUAGUCUUAUCACAAUAGAAUUUAUAUUGUAAAAACUUCCUCAGCUGCAUUAGCUCGAUUCGCAACAGAUAUUUCUUACUUUAUAUCAAAUUCUCUGUCAGCCUCAGUGUAAUCUGACUGCAAUUCUCCACACGUGCCGGGGCAGGUCUACUGAAAUGCUAUAGGAGAGGUUUGGACAGGGUCUGAGCCAGGAGAUCUACAGAAAUAUGAAAAACAAAUCCCAGCACUUGCACACACACCCAGACACCUGAUACAGAUGUGGGCCAUAAUGAAAAAGAGGCAAUGAGGGAAUGGACUGAAAUUUGGAAUUACGGUAGCAGAUUUGUGGUGGGCCAGUGGCACUACUCUCACUCCACCACAAACUUACCAUAAGGUGCACGUUGCCAAUGGCAGGACUGUCUGCAGACUUUAAUGUGAUUUCAGCUGCAUCUGUGGGACCGUCUGCUAGUUUUCACCUUAGAUUUUCAUUCUCUAUUACUCUAGAAUCAAGCCAGAUUCUUGUGUUGAACUGAAGCUCUCUUCUGUGUUGUGCCAAGAGAUACACCUUGAAAAUUUAGGAUUUGCAGGCACAGUGUUUAUGUUGGAUUGCAUAGGGUUAGAGGGGGAAAGGAAACAUCUGUUAGGAAAUUGAACAAAAAGCACAAAAUAAAUGGAAACAAAAAGCAGCACUUCUCUGUAACUGAUAGGCCCAAAUUGAAGAAAAAAAAACUGGUUAUUUUUUUAGUAUAUUUUCAUGGUCAGCAAAAGCCAAUGGGGGUGUCAGAGCCAAGAAUGAAAUCAUCCUUCUAACAAGUACUGCGUACAUAGCCAAAACUUGAUUAUUCAUGAUCCUCAGCUCAGCACAGUACAGUUCAUCCAAGAGCUACUAAAAACUAACAAUGUGCCACAGCUUUGAACUACAUGCUCUGAUGUUAUGACAAAAAAGGCAUUGUACUUUAUUUUUAGUCAAUUCUGUCCUUGUGUUGUCAGCAGUUUCUGCCCACAGAACAAAUAUACUUCUUUUACUGAAUUUAGUCAUCAACAAACAUAAAAUUUACCCCUUUUUGAGUAAUGCUUGCCAAAACAAAAUGCCUGGUUGCUUCAGAAAAUUACAGUACUUUAUUUAUCACCACAGCCAUGAUAUCAUGUCUCUGAGACCAGAGUUUUAAGCUACAUGCUAACAUGUGUAGCAACAUGCCUUGCUCUUUAUUUUAACAAUUAAAUGUUGGCGUACAUGUUUACAAUGUUAAAAAGUGAAUAAAAGUGCAGCAAAGGCUGAGUAACAUCACAUCCAUAAGACCUUAAAGCUCCUGUUGGAAGUUUCUUGACAAGAUGAAAUAGACUGAAAAAGAUGAAUCGCAAGACUGAUGAUUUUAAUGCAAAUGUUUUCUAAUGCCCAUGUAAAUCAUGUGGAUUCGUAACUUAACUGCAAAUAAAUUGGCAAGACAAGACCUUAGUAUACUAACAGAAAACAUAUUUGAGAAAAGUCAAUUGAACCUGUUUGUUUGACCCAUCCCUUAUCUGUUACAAUGGAGGAGGGGUUUUUGCUACAGCCAAUCAGCAAAGGAGGCUUGAAAUGUUUAGGUUUCACUUCUGGGAAGUAGUUGUGCCAUUCCUCUUCUUAUUAAGUCUGUCAUAAAUGCUGCAAUCAAGUAGCAUGCAUGCUGCUCAACUGUUUCACAGCUUCUCUCCCUAAAGAUUAAUGGAGUGAUGUGUUAGUUAGAGAGAAAGAAGAAGCACAGGGAGAUUAUUCAACCGACAUUUAUAAAUCAAGAUUACCAACGGGACAAAAGCUUACCCCAGGAGGUGCCAAAACCUUAUAAUCCAAAAGUUCCUCACAAGCGCUGCAACUGUUACACAAAUAAGAAGUUUGUGUGAUGAGAGAUCCAGCCGUAAUCUCAGGGGUCCAAUCAAUAAAUCAUCAGCAUUUAUUCUGUCUAGACACAAGUGUUUGUAUUAGGGUUCUUGGAAAUCAGUAAAGUGUUUGAUGAGGCCUUUCUACUCAAAACCACAAAUCCAAGCCUUAUGUUCCCCAAGACAAAAUAAGUUAUCCUCAAAGUCACAUUCCCUGGAAGCUGUGAAUUUCACAAUAAAAAUCCAUGGCAAUCGAAGACAUACUACUUAAAUUCACAAUACAAUAACAGACAGGGCAGCAUCACCUCUCCUCAAGCUAGUUUGCUAGCAUAGCUGUAAUCUGAGUCAUAGUAGUGAUGGACUAAUAUCUUGAGCAGCAAUAUUGAACUUAAAAGUCAAAAACAAGUUAGAGAAGACUGAAAGAGUUGACCAACAUUUUGUUUUCUUUCGGGCCUUUUUAUGGUUCUUUGUCGAUAAAUACAAAUAACUCCACCUCCUCCUUGAGUAAAACAGUCUUCACUUGUUUUUUCCUUGUAACAGAUCUUGUUCUUUAUUCAGAAGAGGAAUCAUGGGGCCUGGAAAAUGGAGCAUACUACUUGUGUUGGGUCUGUCUCUCUGGAGCACCACCCAAGCCCUUACCAAGCACCCAAUCCUCUCUCGGAUACGAAGAGCUCCAGAGGCCAGUGGAGAAAACAAGAAGUGCUCCUACACAUUCCUGGUCCCUGAGCAGAAGAUCACAGGACCCAUCUGUGCUGCUCGAGGUUAUUCAACCGACAAGGACAGAGUGACACGUUUGGAUGUGGCUGGUGUGCGCGACCUCCUGUCAAAGCAGCGUAGGGAGAUGGAGACCUUGAAGCUGGUGGUAGAUGUGGAUGGUAACCUGGUGAAUGAGAUGAAGCUGUUGAGAAAAGAGAGCAGGAACAUGAACUCCAGGGUGACCCAGCUCUACAUGCAGCUGCUGCAUGAGAUCAUUAGGAAGAGAGACAACUCUCUGGAGCUGGCACAGCUGGAGACACGCAUCCUGAAUGCAACCACUGAGUCACUGCGCCUGGCCUCCAGGUACAGGGAACUGGAGGCCAAAUACUCUGCUCUGUCUGCAAUAGUGAACAACCAGUCAGUGCUGAUUGGUGCAUUGGAGGAGCGUUGUAUGCAGGUAUACAGCCGCAGGCAUGAGCAGCCACCCAUGGGACCUCCACUUGUGCAGGUGGUGCCGGAAAACAUUCCUGUUAAUGUGCCACGUUUCACCAAUGAGAUCCAGAGGGAUAACACCAGAGGGUUUGCCCGGGAAAGAGGCUCUCGAUCUGGGCCAUCACCAACAAGCGGAACGCUCGAGGUCCAAAAACCACCACAAAGAAACUUCAGCUCUGAGGGUGAGUGAGUUGAUAAGUAAUCCAUUAAGACAUCUAUUCAUCUUAAAGUUCAUUUGCACUCACUGGGGGAGUCACAGAAUUAAAGGAAAAAAGGUUAAGGGAAAAUAACAAUCACUUUUUUAACAUGACUGUUUUACUCUACUUCCCGACUAUUCUACAGUUUUGCCUUCAUUUAUCCUAACCCUACCCCAAAAUGUAUAUUUCUUUGGCUAAAUGAGUUCAUAAUAUAUAAAAACAACUAUUUUUGAGUUUUGUUUGAUCUCUGUAUAGUUUUACUUUGCAAAAAUAUUAUGAGGUUAAUGUUAGCAUCACUCAGUAAAGGAUCUUUUAUCUUUACAGUGUCUUAUCAUAAAAAAUAGCCCUCUCUGGACACCUUACACGGAGUGCAGGCUUAGAAUAACUAUUUGUUCUAUAAUAGUAUAGCGAGACCCACCAUCACAGCGAGCCAUCUUGAGCAAGCACGUGAAAACGCAAACGAGACCGAACUUCCUUUCAGGAGGCAGAAACCUCAAGGAGAACUAGACUCAACAGUGAAUAACCAUCUGCCACAAACAUGUAUUCAUUUCUGAAAUAGUCAACCAAACAAUCAACUACUGACUUUUUUGAGUACUAGCUAUUUGAUUAUUUGAUUGUUUCAUUACUUGUGGCUGUGUGAAGCUAUAUUCUGGCACAAUACUGAGCUAAAUGCUAACAUCAGCAUGCUAACAUCUUGACACUGGCAACUUUAAGUAGCUAUGAUUGGCGUAUUUACAUUUUAUUAACUACUAAUAAUUAAGUUAUAUACAGCUGAAACUGAGUUUUAUUAGUUGUACAAGCAUUAGAUUUUAAACUAAAGUAACAAUAAAAAUAGACAUUUACAUUUGUAUUGAAUGGUAGUUGUAGACAAGAGGCAAAGGGUUUUCUGAAGGGGAUUUCAGGCCAUCCGUUGGUUAUCUAGGCAUUACAAUAAAAAUUACUUUUUUUACUAAGCACUUUACAAGCACAUCAAAAUAGAUGUUAGCUUGCAAAUGUUGGCUAAGGAUCUUGAGGUAGAAACUGACGAGGCAACAGGGAUACAUAUAUGGAAUUAUGAAUAACACACAACUAUUUAUAAAGAAAAAAAGUUGCAGUCAAGAUUGUUGCAUCCCCUUCAGAUUUAACCUUAACUUUAUAACAGAUUGGCCCCAAAGAAGUCAGCACUGUGUAGCAAAUGUAAUAUAGAAGCUGGAGGCUUUGUAUAUAAGAUAUGGACAUAUGCACAUAUUUGGGAUUUUUGGGUGAAACAGUUUCCAAGUCGUAGGUGGUUUUAUAACGCAAUCUGGAGAUUCACCCAAUAUGCCUCCUGUUAGGAAUGCUACAGCAACUAAUCAAAGGCAGCAACAGAAAAACAGCUUGAUGUAUUAACCUAUGCCACACUUAAUAUCACUCAAAUAGACUUCACAUGCAAGAAACUUGAGGAAGCACUUCCCAAGAUCAAGAAAAGACGCCUGAAAGACAAGAGGAGGCUCUGUUCUCUGGAGCAAAUUACUCACUGUGUGGACUUAUGUUCUGUGUUUAGCUUACUAUUUCCAUAACCUGCUUUGAGGAUUAAGACUGUAGUGUCAUGUAGGUUUAGGAGGGAAUGAGUUAGGGGGCAGGAGGUUUAGACAGAGAAAGUGUUUUGGGAAGAGGGUGUUUAAAUGUAAAAUAUGUGCAGUGUGUGAAAAUAAGACAAAUAACUGUUAAUUUUAUUUUUUUUUUUUUUUUGAGAUGAGUCUUAAAUUGUGCAACAAAACAGAAAUAAAGUCAGGAUUCUUAGAGCCAUUAGCAAACAUCGUAUGGGUCCAUGAAUCUGUAUACAAUAUAUUAUGACAAAGACUAUCUGUUCUUUGUUUGAGAUGUUUACUUUGACCAUGGUUUUAAACUCAGGGAUCACUCAUCCAACCAUCUAUUUAUCAAUCCACCAUCUGUCCUUACAUUCAGUUGCUUAUUUACUUUUAUCCAUCAACUAUUAAUUAAUGCAGUCACUGUAAAAUAAACAGCAGUCGUGGAUUUUGUGCCAACCAUAACAAAAUAAUAAUCAGAGUUGGGGAGCAGCUGCAGGUGGGCCAGUGGCCUCCAUUUCAAAGGUUAAGGAUCUACAAAGUCGGCUGGAGUUCAGCUCACUGCUCAACAUAAAGAACACAAACCAGGAUGGAAAUAAAAAUGUUGUAAUGUCUCAGCUGAGGAAAGGGACUUAAAGCAAAGCAAAGAAAGACCUUACCAGUGUGAUUUUGCUCAUCAACAGAAAGUCCUGACACAUUUAGAUCGCCCCUGCCCAAGAAUAAUAAAGUGUGUAGGAUUUCAGUGUGGCUGUGUAUGAAAAUGAUCCUGUUCCAUUACAUGUGAGACGCAGACAAAAUCAGGCUGCCGUGAUAGCCUUCCUCCACUAACCACAAAGUAAAGGCACUUCUGCUAUAUUUCAUGAAAUGAAAGGCGUUCCUUUACAUUGUUAUUAUUAUUAUUAACCUGGAGGGGGUGCUCCACCCCUAAAGUAAACUCAUGGCUACAUGUGGUUUUAAUUAAAAAUCUUGUAAUGAAUGUGUGGAAAUGUCUUGAGAAGAAGCAGAUGUUGUUCACCUAUAGGGUGGGUUAACAGUUCUGUUUUUUUUUUUACCUCAAAUGAAAGUAAGUAGGCUAAUUUUGUAUCCGAGUGACGUAAUUUGUUCCUUUCUCUGCUGCUGCUGUUGGACAACAUAAAAUGUUUAAAAUGUGUUUUCUAUUACUCUUCCUGCUUGUGUGAUUUUCAUUCUUGUUUACUGGUUUUUCUUACUCAUUUAGCCCUCAGACAGUGACUACAAUGUCUUUUAUGUAAACUCAUAGCAGUCACGUCGUCGUCUCUCUGCUUAUUAAAAGGGUCUAAAACUGCCUUAUAAAGCAAAAACACAGUGACUACAUGCUUACUCAAGCUUUAGUUUUAACCAAAUUCAGACUCUUUGACCAAAGGUGAAGUGCGUACAUUUUUUAUGCCUUAAAAGUUUUAAAAAGGAGUUAGCAGCAGGGAGCAUUAGCUGGCUAGGCUCGCAUAGCUUGCCUUGGCGAGUGUUAAUUUAUUCACUUAUCUGGGAUGUCUGUUAUAUUGUUCAAAUAUAUUAAAUGUUGAGGAGGUUUUUUACACAAAGGGGAGCACUGUAUUGAGUGAUAUGUAGGAUAUGUAAGAAUAACACAUACUCUGACGGCUAGAUACUUGAACUAAGAUGCUGUGGUUAGGAGUUGUCUGCUUUUGAGAUAAAGUUUCAUAGUAUUCAUUUAAAAAUAAACCCUGUGUGAUUGUGAUAUCAUAUUAUCUUAAGAAAAGGCAGCUGUUUUAGUGAGGUAUGAUGUUAGUUUGCCAUUUUAUUAUUUUACUUAAAAUGAAAGAAAGUAUUUUUUUUCACUGCAGUGAAGUAAUUUCCCUUUUCUGCUGCUGCUCUGAAAGGACAUAGUAAACUUCUUAAAUGUGUUUUCUAUUACUCUGUCUGCUUGUGUGAUGUUUGUCCUUGUUUACUACUCACUGGUUCUCCUUAGUUCGCUCUCAGACAGUAACUGCAAUGUCUUCCAUGUAAACUGUCUCAUUUACAUGACUACGCCACAGUCUGCAUACAAUGGUAGUUAAGUCCAGAUUAGACUUUUUCUUAACCAAAUUUAAAUAUUUUGAGAAAACGGGAAUAAAAAGAAAAUAUAAACAGCCCUAGCAUUGUAGUCUGGAAAUAGUUGUAGCUUACUUUAGCUGAAGUAGCUUUUGUAGCUUAGCUUUUGUAACUGUUUCCUGAGAACGAGGCAAUCACUAAAAUAAAUGCUAUAAAGGAAAAAAAAAUUAGUCCUGUUCAAAAGCUAAACUAGCAAACUUGCCCUGUUCAAAAGUUAAAACAUAGACUCUCUUGUUCAACAUUUUCCACAGCGAGUCCUUGUCUUUUUUUUUUUUUUUUUACCAACUGCCUCCUCCCAUCUGUCUUUCUUUCAGGACCAUACAGAGACUGUCUCGAUGCACAGGAAGCUGGCCACAUUACCAGCGGUAUGUAUUUGAUCAAACCAGAUGAGGCAGAAAGGCCAGUCCAGGUCUGGUGUGAACAGGAUAUCGACAAUGGAGGCUGGACUGUUAUUCAGAGCAGGAGAGACGGAUCUGUUAACUUCUUCAGGAACUGGGACAACUACAAGGUGAUGACACAGACACUUUCCCCCAGCCUGUCUGUCUAAUCUUUCUCCAUCCUCUCUUGAGACAGCCAGAGUAUUUUAGUCAUCCAGGGUCAACAGGGGUGUUGUUAUAUGACCCAGCUAGGGGAAACCAUCUGGGGUCUUUGGGACUAUUCCCCUGUCUGGGAUCCUUGUGUUUUCAUUUACAAUAAAAUAUAACGCCCUGUCAGCAGCGCCUUUCGCGAAGGUCAUUUAGUUUGAGAUUCCCAUUAUGAAACAUUAGACGCCCCACUAGGAAGGUAUGUUCCACAGCUCAAUCUGCAGGCGUUUCUUUCCAAAACCGCUACUACUAUGCUGCCUUCCUGGAUAGAUGGCUGGUUGGCUCGCUACACCACACAAUAUAGACCCCCUCAUCAAAGCUCUGUGAGAAUGAGACGGAGUAUAUAUCACUGCUGGCAGCCACUACGAUCCAGGUUUCCAUUCAGCCACGCCAGGCUUGUGCAUGUGUAACUGGAACCUAAAUUGCUCUCUUCAACAUUGAUUUGUCUCUGUGCUCUCCCACAAAGCCACCACACGUACAAACACACAGCAGCAGCGGAGACGGGGCCACUACUAAAACCCUACAUCAUUCAUCAUCUGCUGGCCCACACUACUAAUCCACAAUCACAAACCUCAACUUUCUCUACGGAGCGAAGUGUUCUGGAUGUACAUGCCAGACGUAGAUUGCUCGCGGUUAUUCAACACGAAGGGAGCAGGCCAGUUUCGCCAUUAGCCGUGAUCCAAGAGAUCUGUGAGGUUUGAGUGAGAAACCAGGAUCUGGAGACGGAUGCUUAUUUUCCUGCGUAAACUCAGCAAUAUGUCACUGUUAGUCAUCUCAAAGACAGUGAGGCAUUCUUGUGCGGCAGUGCUUAUUUCCUUUUGAAGUUUUGUAGUUUAUCUUCUCUGUAACUGGAAUGUCAUCAAAAGAAAGCUCUCAUUUGUUCUGUCACAAUCCCACAGACUCAUCCCCCAGAUGGUUUCAUGUUCCUAAACAAUUCUCAUGUGGCUAAACUCCUCAGGCUAAACAGUUGGUAUGUUUUCUGAUAUCUUUACGUAACUCUUUUCAUUUUUCCUUUGACUCAGAGCGGCUUUGGCAAUAUUGACGGGGAAUACUGGCUCGGUCUAGAGGGCAUUUACAAACUUGGGAGACAGGGCGACUACAAGCUCCAGGUGGAGCUGGAGGACUGGAUGGACAAGAAGGUCUAUGCUCAGUAUAGCAGUUUCCAUCUGGAGCCCGAGAGCGAGGGUUUCCGUCUGCGUCUCGGCGCCUACAUGGGCAACGCUGGGGACUCCCUCAGCAGCCACAAUGGAAAACAAUUCACUACUCUGGAUCGAGACAAGGAUGGCUUCACGGGUACAUGAACAGGAGUCCUUUUGUUUCAAUGUGUGCACAAGUCUUGUUCAGACUGUGUCAUAUUCUGCUGAAAUGUCAAGACUCCCUGUAUUAAGGGAUUAAAAGUGUUUUUAUAUCAGAUUAAAAUCAGAAUCAUGAUCAUGUGAUUUCCCUGCAUCAGUCAACCUAGGUUUCGAAUAACCUAGAGAAACCUAGAUACGCUCCCUGUGGAGUCCAUUUGACAUACUUUUAAAAGCUGUUGCCUCACUCAGUUGAAAAUCUGUUUUUACACACAACUAAUAACCAUUCUCCCUGUUUCUCCUCUACAGGUAACUGUGCUCAUUUCCAUAAAGGAGGUUGGUGGUACAAUGCUUGCGGCCAAGCCAAUCUGAAUGGUGUCUGGUACACCGGAGGCGUCUACCGCAGCAAAUUCCAAGACGGGAUUUUCUGGGCCGACUAUGGCGGAGGUUUCUACUCCAUGAAGUCUGUUCGAAUGAUGAUCAGACCCAUAGACUGAGGAGAUCCUGUACACCAGGCUGGUCCAGGAGCAGCUAUGGAGGGAGGGGCACACAUAAACCUCAUCAACCUCAGUGAUGACUUGAACUGCCUAUUCUAUAAGAAGUGGACUCAGUGUAAAGAUUGUCCUCUUUACAACACAAUUUAAGCACACAUAGAGGAAUUUAGGGUACAUGUCUAUUUAUGUUUGCCUUACAUCUCUGAACCAUCAAUUAUGAUGUUGAAAGGACUUAAAGAUGAUUGCCAAAGUCUUGUUUUCAAAAAACAUCUGCUUUAUUAAGAAACCACAGAGUUUUCCUCUUACUCAUAACAAGGUCACCUGGGGAAAGGAGGCGCCACUCCUCACGGAACUUUGUGGGUAUUAAUUUCAUCUAUAGCUUUGGUGUCAUGGGAUCUGUUAGCAGCUGUUUUUACCUCACCAAAAUAAACAUGUGGGAAGAGGGACACUCAUAUAUGGCCUUUAACUUAUUUUAUUGUGGCUGAAAGCUGGAAAAUACAUUUUAUAUAGAUUUAUUUAGACUCUGUAUUCACCUCCAAAUCAGAAAACACCAACACUUUAGGAGAUUUUGGUUUAAAUGCUUAUUCUAUUAUUAUAGCACAAACAGUACAGAUCUUUCUUUAUCUUCUUACACUUUAAACGACCUAUGUAGUGUAUGUUAAAGUACUUUGUGCAAGUACAGAUGGUCUGAAAUGAUAAUUUAUGUGUAUAAUUAACUUAUCAUAACAUUGAAAAGGGCCAGGUGUCCUGAGGGAACAGUAAAUGAUCCUACAGAAAAUAGAGCUAAUUUCCUCCACUGUAUAUGUGACAAUCAUUCUCAAAGUGUGCCUCCAUGGAUGGAAAUUGCUGUUAUAUGUUUUUCUCAUAUAGCUGUUGAUUACAUUUCAGUACGAUUCCGGGAAAAACAAGCAUUGUUGAGUUGGAAAAAAAAAGAUAUUUUGAGUGGUUUUCGAGCACGACAAAUAUACCGACCAAGCGUGUAGAGAGUUACAGUCGGUGAGGCUGCGAACGAGAAACACAUUGCUGGAAGUCAGACAGGAUGGAGAAAGAACUGGAGAAGAGGGAGGGCAAGGGAUGAACUGGGAUGGAUCCAGUCCAAAUUUCCAACUUAUUUCCCCUCUGCUUCCUUUUAAACACAGACAUUUACAUUCUUUCCACACAAAAGUGCUUUGACUGUAUUUUUUGUAUUAAAAAAAAACGUUCACUGAAAAAGUCA
This is a messenger RNA of Xyrichtys novacula (pearly razorfish), 13000 nucleotides long. The record is from the annotation of a GenBank genome assembly. NCBI's taxonomy places the organism in Eukaryota, Metazoa, Chordata, Actinopteri, Labriformes, Labridae.